AUGAUCCAAUAAGACGCAAAGAAGGAUUAGAGACUCAAAAUAUUGCUUUAAGCAGAUAUUGAGGUAAAAACACAAAUCAAUUCUGAUGUCAAAUGGAUUAACAGAAUCGUUCCAUUAAAAAAUAAUUUGGCUUUUAUUUUUUAUGAGGGAGGAUUUUAUGAAUUGUACGAUAUAGAAAAACAAUAAAUAACAGUUACAGGAAGACUUCCUGAUAAAAUUAGAUUUUUUCUUGAAAUUUACACAAAAGUUUUGAUCUAUCACGAUCCCACAGAUAUUUAAAUCAAAAUGUUAGACUUGAAUACAAAUUAAAUCAAUCCUAAUUUUGUAUUUAGAGCGAGUGACAAAAUAGAUAUCAAGAGUGAUGAAUAAAGUAGAGAGAUAAUUAUAGAUAAGUUCAGAGCUUUCUUUCUUGACAGCCAAGAGAGAUAGUGUAAAUAUUUGAUAACCCAAGAUUUAGAAAAGUACUACUCAAAUAGUAAUGUUUGCCAUUUCAAAAUAAGGAUUCUUCCUCUUGAAUAUACUCCUGAAACUCACUUCGAUUUAAAACCAGUAGCCUAAUAUGACUAUCCUAAUAUUAUUUAACAAACUGAGUUAUAUAGUUGGCUUGUAGACAAUGAAACUUUUACUAUCUAUGGACAAGACAACGAUAACAAUAAAUCUGAAAUUCUUUUUAUCAAACCUCAUCUAUUAGAAAAUGCAUUUUAUAUUGUUCAUACAGUGCAUUAAUGUUCAUACACAAUAUUAAAUGUGUCAAAUUGGAUUGGCCCUCAUAAGGUGGCCAUUUGGGUAAAUUGUAAUGAUGGUACUACAAAGCCAUCUAUAUUUUCUAUUGAUUUAAGAAAAUAUUAUGAUGGUAAAAAUUGGUUACCUGAAACUGAAUAUUAACCAACUUUGGAAAGAGAUGAGAAUAUUUAGGAUAAACCAGCAAUUUUUAUGGAUAUUUAUCAAUUUAAUUUAGAUUCUACUUAUACAAUUUAAAUUAGAUAAGUUUAAGAUGAUGCCAUGAUCUCGAUCAUCGAUUAUUAAAAUCUCUAAAAGCCAGAAAUUAUAAGUGAAGUUAAGGUUAAUUCAUUUUGGAUUGAUCCUGCAGUCGAUCAUUCUUACAUUUUACUUUAUAAUGAUAUGUCCAUUGAAAAUAAGACAGUCAAAUUUACGAUAUUGUUUCCAGCUGAUGCAAGACAUUAACUAUUAUAAAUUAUUGAAAAAUAAAAUAUAAUUGAAAAAUAUGGGAUUAAUAAUGUUGAAGAGUUAUUUGAAUUCUAUUAAUGAGCGUUACAAUAUUUUAAACAAAUCAUCAAUUUUUUCAA
This is a messenger RNA of Paramecium tetraurelia, 1307 nucleotides long. RefSeq lists its product as uncharacterized. The record is from RefSeq and is a predicted model, not a curated record. NCBI's taxonomy places the organism in Eukaryota, Ciliophora, Oligohymenophorea, Peniculida, Parameciidae. The transcript has 5 exons.